CGCCGCCGCCAUGCCGUGGCCUUUCUCGGAGUCCAUCAAGAAGAGAGCCUGCAGGUACCUGCUGCAGAGGUACCUGGGCCACUUCUUGCAGGAGAAGCUCAGCUUGGAACAGCUCAGCCUGGAUCUCUACCAGGGCACCGGCUCCUUGACGCAGGUCCCUCUGGAUAAGUGGUGUCUUAAUGAGAUCCUGGAGUCUGCAGAUGCACCUCUGGAAGUCACAGAUGGAUUUAUCCAAUCAAUUUCUUUAUCUGUUCCAUGGGGGUCAUUGCUACAGGAUAACUGUGCAUUGGAAGUAAAAGGAUUAGAGAUGGUCUUCAGGCCGAGACCAAGACUGGCAUCUGGUUCUGAGCCUAUGUAUUGGUCAAGUUUUAUGACCAGUAGUAUGCAGCUUGCAAAAGAGUGUCUUAGCCAAAAACUGACAGAUGAACAAGGAGAAGGGUCCCAGCCUUUUGAAGGACUUGAGAAAUUUGCAGAAACUAUUGAAACAGUUCUAAGAAGAGUGAAAGUUACCUUUUUAGAUACUGUUUUGCGAAUAGAACAUGUGCCAGAGAACUCAAAAAGUGGAACUGCACUUGAAGUCAGAAUUGAAAGAACUAUGUACUGUGAUGAAACUGCAGAUGAGUGCUCUGGAAUAAAUGUACAUCAGCCCACGGCUUUUGCUCACAAGUUACUGCAGCUCUCAGGUGUCUCUUUCUUCUGGGAUGAGUUUCCUGCAUCAGCAAAGUCCUCCCCAGUGUGUUCAGCUACACAGCUGGCAACUGAACCAAAGCUUUCACCUAGCUGGAAUCCAAAAAUCAUUUAUGAGCCACAUCCCCAAUUAACAAGAAACUUACCAGAAAUUACUCCUUCUGACCCUGUCCAGAUCUGUAAGCUGAUUGGUAGAAUGGAGUUGAGCCUAACAUUAAAGCAAAAUGAAGUACUUCCUGGAGCUAAGUUGGAUAUAGAUGGACAAAUAGACUCUGUACAUCUAUUUCUGUCACCAAGACAGGUGCAUCUUCUUUUGGACAUGGUAGCAGCUAUUGCUGGACCAGAGAGUCUAAACAGAAUAGAAUUGUCAAAUAAAGAUAGGAAGAACCGACCAAUGCAACAGGAGGAUGAGUACCGGAUCCAGAUGGAGUUGAAACGUUAUUUAAGAAAAGAGUCUUUAUCUGCAGGAGCAUCAUCUGAACAAAGCUUCUAUGAGACAGAGAGUGCCAGAACACCUUCUAGUCGUGAAGAAGAAGUUUUCUUCUCAAUGGCUGAAAUGGACAUGUCUCACAGCCUUUCCUCCCUUCCACCUCUUGGAGACCCUCCAACCAUGGAUCUAGAUUUGUCUUUAACCAGUACAUAUACAACUACACCAGCAGGAUCUCCACUGAGCACUACAGUGCUUCAACCAACUUGGGGUGAUUUUCUUGAUCGUAACAAACAAGAAUUACAGCCUCCAAGAGGUUCUUCGCUGGCAGCCAAUAUGGUUCACCAGACUUCCUUAAGAAGGACAUCUAUUCCAUCCAGAUCUGUUUCUGUGGAUGAAUCCAGACCUGAGCUGCUUUUUAGACUGGCAGUUGGAACUUUCUCAGUGUCUGUACUUCAUAUUGACCCUUUACCCCCACCUGAAAGUUCACUGAACCUUAACCCAUUGACACCAAUGGCUCGGGAUUUCUUUGCCCGAAUAGAAAAGAUCGAGCCAGUUAAGUUUUCAACAGAAGAUUUUCUGUCCUUCCGAGAAGUAUUUGCAGAAGCUUGUUCUCAUGAUCACCUUAGGUUUAUAGGUACUGGCAUCAAAGUGUCUUAUGAACAAAGACAAAGGACUGCCUCUCGAAGUUUUAGUACUGAUUUAUCCAUUGGUAAUAUGGAGUUCCUGGAAUGCCUUUUUUCUACUGACUUUCAUUCCAAGCAGCCUCACUAUACAGAGCUGCUGACAUUUCAUUCUGAAGAAAGAAACGAUUCUCAUACUGUGCCAUGCCUUCAGCUGCAUUAUAAGCAUUCAGAUAAUAGAGGACCUCAGGGUAGUCAAGGGAGACUCAGUUCUGUACCACAGAAGGCAGAGUUACAAAUAAAGUUAAGUCCAGUAUUUUGUGAGCUGGAUAUUAGUAUUGUAGACAGAUUGAAUUCCUUACUUCAGCCACAGAAACUAACUACAGUGGAGAUGAUGGCAUCUCACAUGUAUGCUUCUUACAAUAAGCACAUAAGUCUGCAUAAAGCAUUUACUGAAGUUUUUCUGGAUGAUUCACAUACUCCUGCAAACUGUAGAGUUUCAGUUCAAGUCACUGCCCCAGCAUUAAAUCUCUCUGUUCGCUUCCCAAUACCUGACCUACGGUCAGAUCAAGAAAGAGGACCAUGGUUUAAGAAAUCACUUCAGAAGGAGAUUCUUCAUCUUGAAUUUACAGAUAUGGAAUUUAAAACUGAAUUUAUAGGAGGGUCAACUCCAGAACAAGUUAAAUUAGAGCUUACCUUUAAAGAGCUAACUGGUUCAUUUGAAGAAGAUAAUGCAGAAACACCAAUAAAAUUUUUUCAAGUGUCUGGUGGCACAGAUGGAGAUGUAACAUCGUCAUCAGACAAUUUUGACUGGCCUCGGAUUGUAUUGAAAAUAAACCCUCUGGCUGUGCACUCUAUUCUGGAAAGGAUAGCAGCUGAGGAGGAAGAAGGUGAUAAUAACUUUCAAGAGGAAGAAGAAGGAGGGUCUCAUUCUUUGAAGGAUGUCUGUGAUAUUAGAAGACCAGAGCCUUCUCCUUUUUCUUCUCGUAGGGUCAUGUUUGAAAAUGAAGAGAUGGUGAUGCCAGGAGAUGUAGUAGAAAUGACUGAGUUUCAGGAUAAAACAAUUAGCAAUUCUCAUUAUGUACUGGAACUCAUGUUACCAAACAUUCACUUAACAUUACCGAACAAAAGCUUUUAUGAAAAGCUUUACAACAGGAUCAGCAAUGAUUUAUUGUUGUGGGAACCCACAGCUCCAUCUCCUGUAGAAACAUUUGAAAACCUUUCUUAUGGUGUUGGACUAUCUGUGGCCAGCCAGCUCAUCAACACUUUCAGUAAAGACAGCUUUAGCCAAUUUAAAUCUGCAGUUAAUUAUGAUGAUGAGAGUGGAUCUGAGGAAGAAACACUACAGUAUUAUUCCACUGUUGAUCCAAACUAUCGUUCACGCAGAAGGAAAAAGCUGGACUCACAGAAUAAGAACUCACAAAGCUUUUUGUCUGUUCUGCUGAAUGUGACCCAUGGAUUAGUGUCAGUAUUCACAGAUGUAAAGGAUGAUGGAAAUACACUGGAAGGAAAGUACGGUGAAUUUUGGUUUGAGUUCAACAGUGGUUCCCUUUUCAGCGUGACUAAAUAUGAAGGCUUUGAGGACAGACACUAUGUGUGUCUCCAUUCUAGCAGCCUCAAUUUAUAUCAUCAAGGUUUGGUAGAUGGGGUUGUCCCUUCCUCUGAAGUACGACUGCCCAGCACAAUACGUCCCCAUUGGUUAGAACCUACUAUUUGUUUUUCUGAAGAAGAUGGUCUUAGCAGGACUACUUCAGAUGGUGUGGGAGUGGAUAGUCCAAGUAUGCUGACUGUUGCAGUCAAAAUCCAGUCAGAUAAAGUAGAGAGCAAUACAAAGGAAUUUCUAGUUGCUGUUGGAUUACGGGGAGCCACCCUUCAGCACAGAGUACUGCCUUCAGGUUUAAGCUGGCAUGAACAGAUUUUAUAUUUUUUAAAUAUUUCUGAUGAACCUGUUCUGGGAUAUAAUCCUCCAGCUACAAUUACAACUUUUCAUGUCCACCUAUGGAGUUGUGCUCUUGACUACAGGCCAUUGUUUUUGCCAGUCAGAUCUCUACUUACUGUUGAAACUUUCAGCAUUUCAAGCAGUGUUGCAGUAGAUAAAUCCUCUUCUACUCUCAGGAUAAUUUUAGAUGAAGCUGCUUUGCACUUGUCUGACAAGUGCAAUACUGUUAUGGUCAACCUCCAUAGAGAUUAUGUUCGUGUUAUGGAUAUGGGACUGCUGGAACUAACCAUUACAGCAGUAAAAUCGGAUUCUGAGGGAGAAAGAACCAAACCACGUUUUGAGCUGCACUGUUCCAGCGAUGUGAUCCAUAUUCGUACCUGCUCUGAUUCGUGUGCUGCACUAAUGAAUCUCAUACAAUAUAUUGCAAGUUAUGGUGAUUUACAUCCACCUGCUAAGACAGAGGUUAAACGUGGAGUUAGCAAGCCAAAAAUGAAGGUAGAGACCUUUAGCCAACCAUCUUCCCAUGGACCAGUCCUCGCUGAAUCAGAGCAACAGAUUCUACGGGAUUUGAUGAGUGAUGCAAUGGAAGAAAUUGAGACUCAACAGACUGCUUCUGCCAUGAAACCAGAAUCUAAUGGAGUUUUGGAUGACAGAUCUCACACUCAGGAACCAUCUUGCUCAGAUCUCUUCCUGUUUCCAGAUGAAAGUGGAAAUGUCUCACAAGAUUCAAGUCCCACUUAUGCUUCGUUCACUCAUCACCUCAUAAAUGAGGCCAUGGGAGAUGUUCCAGCAGAAAGUGAUGAUUUCUGCAUUCUUUUUGCACCCAAAGUUGCUGUUGCUGAAAAAGAGGAAGAACCAGUUAUAAAAAUAAUGGUUGAUGAUGCAAUUACCAUAAAGGAAAAUCAUUUCAGCCAACCUGUUAAAAAAACAGAUACAAGCAAAGCUCCUCUGCAUUUUCCUGUUCCUCUGGUACGCUAUGUUGUAAAGGAAAUAUCUCUUAUUUGGCAUCUUUAUGGUGGAAGGGAUUUUGGGACUGCACCACCAACAUCACCAGCUAAAAGUUUCAUAAGUCCCCAUAGUUCUCCUUCUCAUACACCAACAAGGCAUGGGCGGAAUACAGCAUGUGGGGGAAGAGGAAGAAACCCUGACUUCCUAAUGGAAAUACAGUUAAGCAAGGUGAAAUUCCAGCACGAGGUGUACCCUCCAUGUGGUGCAGAAGGUGAAUCCUGUCUGUUGGAGCAGCCAGUGUCCCGACAGGUUUUUAUUGUUCAAGACCUGGAGAUUAGAGAUCGCUUAGCUACAUCACAGAUGAAUAAAUUUCUCUAUCUCUACUGCAGUAAGGAGAUGCCCAGAAAAGCACAUUCAAACAUGUUAACAGUUAAAGCAUUACAUGUCCGUCCAGAGUCUGGCAGAUCCCCACAGGAAUGUUGUUUACGUGUUUCCCUAAUGCCACUUCGCCUCAAUAUUGACCAGGAUGCCUUGUUUUUCCUGAAGGACUUUUUCACUAGCCUUUCUACAGAAGUAGAACUCUUAGUUACUCCAGAUCCUGAAGUUAAAAAGUCUCCUGGUGCUGAAGUUACGUGUAGUUUGCCCAGGCACGUCAGCAGCCUUAAGGAACCGAGUCCAGUCAUUUCUUUCUCAUCACACAAGCAAGCAAAUGAAAAUGGUAGCAUUGACUCUAUGGAUGUGGUUAAUGGAGAUGAUGAUAAUUUCUCACAAGAAUCGACGUCAUACAGUGAUCAGCCAGUAUUUUUCAGGGAAUUUCGUUUCACAUCAGAAGUUCCAAUACGGCUUGAUUACCAUGGCAAACAUGUAUCAAUGGAUCAGGGAACAUUGGCUGGGAUUCUUAUUGGGCUUGCUCAGUUGAACUGCUCAGAAUUAAAGCUGAAGAGACUUUGUUACAGACACGGUUUGUUAGGUGUGGAUAAAUUGUUCUCCUAUGCCAUCAGUGAAUGGCUUAAUGAUAUAAAGAAAAACCAGCUACCAGGAAUUUUGGGAGGAGUAGGACCUAUGCAUUCUCUAGUGCAGUUAGUCCAAGGUCUGAAGGACUUGGUGUGGUUGCCGAUAGAGCAGUACCGGAAGGACGGACGUAUCGUCAGGGGCUUUCAAAGAGGAGCAGCUUCUUUUGGUACUUCCACUGCAAUGGCAGCACUGGAGCUGACAAACAGAAUGGUUCAGACUAUACAGGCAGCUGCAGAAACUGCAUAUGACAUGGUAUCACCAGGGCCUACCUUUAUUGAAGCAAAAAAGAUCAAGCGAUUCCCUCGCCAUCGUUUAGCUCAUCAGCCAGUAGACCUACGGGAAGGUGUAGCCAAAGCCUACAGUGUCGUAAAAGAGGGUAUUACGGACACAGCCCAAACCAUCUAUGAGACUGCUGCUCGUGAGCAUGAAAACAGAGGAGUAACUGGAGCAGUAGGAGGAGUCCUCCGCCAAAUCCCACCAACUGUGGUGAAACCUUUCAUUGUUGCAACAGAGGCAACCUCAAAUGUUCUAGGUGGAAUGAGAAACCAGAUCAGGCCAGAUGUGCGUCAAGAAGAGUCUCAGAAGUGGCGCCUUGGGGAGGAUUGAGAUUGUAAAUCUGGCUCAGCACACAGGUAGCAAGGCUGGAGGAAUGUCCUGUUGGCAGCUUUAGAUGGAGCUCACUUUUUGUCAUGCUCAUCUCAGGAACAAAUGAGGUUUUCAACUGUUAUUCACAAAACAUCCAACCAAAAAUAUUUAUGAGGUGAAAAGCAAAUUGGUACGUGCUCAUACUGUGUUACCAAUACAUUUGGUAGAUAGUGCCAAACGUAGUGAAGCAUGCGCUGCCAACUCAGAGACAUGCUUGCUCUGUUCCAUUUACCAUAUUUUUCUUGGUACAUUUAACAUCUGAAACAGUAGCCUAUAUGGUGAAGCUAAGUGGACUUUAAAGAAGUUUUCUGAGCAUAGUCAAAGAACUGUCUUCAAUAAAGGGCUCUGCAGAUGCUCUUCACUGACUAAAGAAUAAAAACCUUCAUUGUGGACAUGUGACAUGAAGGCUGUGUAAUAUGGAAGCAGAUAAGAUAAUACUGUUUAGUGGUCAUAAGCAUCGCUUUUAGCGUGGCACUUACAGCAAGGACAAGAUUGAUAACCAUUCAGAGUUUAGAUUCAGUGUUGAUACACCUCCAAACAGGAUUUGGUCCUAAAUAUUAAAUACCUACUUUUGUGGGUUUUGAAGAACCUGAAUGUUGCAGAAAUGUUCUGUUGUGUUGCACUUUAAAAGAUAUGGCCUGUAUAUUGUGCUUUUUUUAUAGUGUGAAUAAAAUGUAAUGUGCAUUAUCCUUUAUGUGGUUUAGAAGCUUACACAAAUUAUUGAAAAGAGCAUCAUUUGAUGAUGAUCCUACAGAAAAGUGUCUUAAAUUUAUUUAAACUCAUUAUAUGUUAAAACAUUUUUUGUCUUCUGUUAUACUAACUACAAUGCUAAAAAUACGUGUUCUUCAAGAAAACAGGAGUUGAUUUUAAUUGUGGCCAACAGUUUUUUAUAAGAAUGAAAAAUCAUAAGUAAAAAUGAAUUAUUUCAUGAUUUCAUAGUUAAAAGGCUAUACAGACUUUAUUUUAAUACUCUGCUUUUGUUUAAAGUUCAUAUUGUUGCAAAGCUGCAGCUCUCACAAGAUAUUUUUAAUUUAGAUUGUGUGUCAGUUAUUUGGAAAUGAGUAUUGGGGGACGUUUAAUUGGAACUUGGAAUGGGUGAGAGGAUUUAAAAAAAGGACAGCAAAACUUCAAGAAUCAAAGUUGGUACUGACAUUAUUUAGUAUUUAGUAGGUGACCAGGGUCUCCACAGAGCUUUAUUAAGCACCUGACAUUGCACCAUUUUGGGGCAGUUAAAAGGCUUGGCACUAGCUGUGCAAUAAUUAACUUCUUUUAUCUUAUAUUAGCAAAAACUGGAGGCUAAAAAGUAAAGACUCUUUUCAAUACAAAAAUACUCACUUUGAAUUUCAACAGGUUAAACUUCGAAUGACUAGCCAGGAUGUAAGUUUGUCAUAGUCCUGUGCUAAUAAUAAGUGGAAAUUCUGCCUAUAUGCCAUGUGGAAAAUCUCCACUGAAAGGGAGACAUCAAAUGCUAUUGAUCAGACUUCAGUCUCUAAGGGUAAAGAAGAAGUAGUUUACCUCUCUUUUAUUUAAUAUCUGCCAAUAGCAUGACAAACAGGAGUGUAUGAAGGAAAAUAAUUGUUGCUUGUUCAUGCUGAUACUAUACUCCUUAUUCCUGAACACCAAAGAAUCUGCCUGGAGGGUAAAGGAUUUGAAAAUGUCCCCUCUGCUGGGAAGACUUUUGCAGUAUGCUUUAUUAUUUUUCAUAAAAAAAAGUUCCAGUUAAAAGCAAAUUCCUUCAUUGGGUGUCAGGUGAUAUUACAAAGGUUUGUUUCCAAUUGCUGGAAUUGUCUAAGUUGUGAUACACUUUGAAGACCUGGUUAUUUCAGUUAAAAGACUUGCUGCAAGCAGGAGGAGAUACUUUUGAGAGGAUGAAGACCUGCAGAUUUAAUGACAUGAAGUAUUUUUUGAUGUAAAAAUGCUUGCUGCAGUGCAUACUUUUGUCCAGUAAGUAGAGAGCUCUGCUUUAGUGAGAGCUCAAAGUGUGAGAAUUUUUGCACAGGAAUGAGUUCCAUGUUUGCAAUGUGGCACCUCCUGAAUACCUUCUCAAGAAGUGGUGAGGAGUCAAUGCAAGUAAGUAGCAAUGCAUCUUUUUCAUUUGCAAUUACCAUACUAUGUAAUUUCAGCUAGUCCAGUUCAUCCAGUUAGAGUACACUGCAAUAGUAUAACUCUACAUAUUUUCUUCCUUUUUGACAUUGCUGAGAAGGAGCAGUGGCAUUUCAGUGUUCUUUUAAUUUUCAAUUCUGUCAAUUGAUUGUACUGCAAGGCAAUUAGAAUAUAUUUUUAUAUGAGGGCAUGGUGUCAAGUAAAACAUUUUUAUAGCGUGUCUCUCAUUGUCAGCAAUACAGAUUGUAUGAAUUUAUUAAACUUCACUUUUCACUAUGUAAA
Molecule: messenger RNA, 8668 nt
Organism: Manacus vitellinus (golden-collared manakin)
Lineage: Eukaryota; Metazoa; Chordata; Aves; Passeriformes; Pipridae
Gene: ATG2B
Product: autophagy related 2B
Exons: 42
Coding region: 11-6244 (2077 amino acids)
Biological process (GO): autophagy of mitochondrion; piecemeal microautophagy of the nucleus; reticulophagy
Cellular component (GO): extrinsic component of membrane; phagophore assembly site
Molecular function (GO): phosphatidylinositol-3-phosphate binding
Source: RefSeq, a predicted model, not a curated record